Messenger RNA from Ilyonectria robusta, 3565 nucleotides. RefSeq lists its product as uncharacterized. The record is from RefSeq and is a predicted model, not a curated record. Lineage: Eukaryota; Fungi; Ascomycota; Sordariomycetes; Hypocreales; Nectriaceae. The coding region runs from base 107 to 3307 and encodes 1066 amino acids. The transcript is spliced from 4 exons.
ACCUCCGGCUCCAAGGCGUCUCAGCCGCAACAAUCCAACAUCAUCAAGCCUCGCCUCCAUGUGUUGCCUAGAUCUCGUGCAGAACACGCCCUACGUGCAGUGAGAGAUGCAAAACAUUAUUCGGGAUACUGGGAUUUCUGUCGUCUACGAGCCUGAGAACUGCUCUCCAGUCGUGGACAUUAUCAUCGUCCAUGGCUUACAGGGCCAUCCGUACAAAACAUGGACUCGUUCCACAAAAAAUUCCGAGACUGAUCAAUCGUCAACAACCUCCCAGCCAGCAGAAUGCAAAAAGCAGCGAAGGAGCGUCAUCCGACGCGUCGCUACUCGACUUCGUGGAAAUUCAUCGAAGGCUAUGCCGAAAGCCGAAACAGACGUGAACUCUACUAAUAUGAUAAAGGCCCACAAUACAGGAUCCACGUCUGUAUUCUGGCCUGCUGAUCUACUUCCCAAAGAUUGUCCAAAUUCGCGCAUCCUCAUGUUUGGGUACGAUAGUAAGAUCACCAAGUACACGGCCGGUGCGAUAAACGAGAAUAGCAUUUUUUCACACAGCAAAGACCUUCUGUUUGCGCUGGCCAGGCAAAGAAUUCUUGAUCGCCCAUUGAUUUGUGUCGCCCAUAGCCUCGGUGGUAUCAUCAUCAAAGAAAUGCUCGCAAUAUCUUCAUCAUGUAAAGAAAGGGAACACAAAAAUGUUGUUCAGUCAACUUCGGCAGUCAUAUUUCUUGGCACACCUCAUCGAGGUAGCCUAGAUGUCGCAGCACUCGGCGAGGUGGUACGAUCGCUCAUCAGUACCUUGGGUAUGGAGACAACUCCCGCUAUACUUGAUUCUCUUGGCUUGAAAACUACGGAUCUGGAACGUGCACAAGAGGAGUUCUCCAGGCUAUGGCAGAGAUAUGACUUCCGAGUCAAGACCUUUCAGGAAGGCCUCAACUUGGCGAAACUUGGGAGGAAGGUGGUUCCCGAUUACUCCUCCUUGAUUGGAGACUAUCGUGAAUACGCCGAGACUCUUCAAGCGAAUCACAUGGAAAUGUGUCGGUAUUCUGGAAUCGACGAUCCAAACUACCGCAAAGUAGCUGGAGAGCUACAUUCUAUAUACCACGCUACCGCUAGGAUGACCAAACAUAAGCUCGGUCAAACUCGGCGAACACCGCCCGGUGAACCAGGAUUGUUAUCAGAAAAACCAGCCACAGCUACCAAGAAGAGCCAAGAGAACCUAGGUUCCCUCCAAUGCCUAUGGUUUCCCGCUAUCAACAUUCGACUCCAGAGUUUAGGAGAGCCGGCUGAGCGAACAUGUCACUGGCUGUUUGAGCAUGGCUUGUAUCAAGAUUGGUUCCAUGGCCGCAAUAAGGAGAACCACCGGGGCCUCCUUUGGCUGAAAGGAAAACCAGGCACAGGGAAAUCCAUAUUGAUGAGAGAGGCGUUCCGUCGAGCUGCACUCGGACAAGCCAAGUCUCAGUAUCAAGCUGCAGCCUUCUUCUUUAGCGCUAAAGGAGAUAAGCUAGAGCACUCUCUAACUGGUCUUUUCCGAUCCUUGCUUUAUCAGCUUCUACCUGGGGAUAGUAAGUCUCUGAGGAGCUUCCACGAGAUCUUGGAUGCAAAAAGAUUGAGUGGCGGCAUCAAGCCAAAGACUUUCCCUUGGAAUGAAUUGGAGCUCGAGAGUAUUUUCCAGUCUAUCUUUUACAAGUGGACCAAGAAGAGAACGAUGAUUUUCGUCGAUGCUCUUGAUGAAUGUGAUUCGAAUGACAUUCGACAUAUAGCCUUCUUUUUCCGGCAAGUCACGAUAUUAGCCGAUAAGGUGGGGGGUGACCUAAGUGUCUGCUUAUCUAGUCGACACUUCCCCUCUAUUACGGUGUGUGAAUGUCCAGAAAUAAUCGUGGAGGAGCACAACAGCCACGAUAUUGCAACAUAUGUGGAGCAGAGGUUUCAACUCGGAAUCGCCACCCAGGAAGAACAAUGGGAACUCUUGAGAGACAUCAUCCUGAAGAAGUCCUCUGGAGUCUUUCUGUGGGUAAUCUUGGUGGUGGACGAAGUGCUUAGGGACUGGGAUGAUGGCAAGGACAUCCAAUACUUGACUAAGCGUCUUAAGAACGUCCCUGACGCCCUUAAAGCCCUGUUUUCUGAUAUUUUCUCCAAUCUCAGUGUGGAGACAAGGAACUUCACGGUUCGGCUUUUUCAGUGGGCUAUUUUGGCGAUAAAACCCCUUCGUCUUCACGAGUGGUAUCACAUAAUGGCCUUCAUAGGAGAACCCACGCCAUCGUCUCUUGUUGAGUGGCAAAGAUCGCACAACUUCAUAAGAAACGAUGACCAGCUUGAGAGGCAGAUCCGGAGUGUCUCUAGGGGUUUAGUCGAGGUGACGAAGAUCAAAUCAGAUGACCCUCAAGAUGUGGACACUGAAAAGAUGUCUCUUCACGCUGGAGCUGGAUCGUUCAAUCUUGAGCACGGCGAUACCCGAAUCGUUCAAGUGAUACACGAGUCGGUACGUGGCUUCUUUUUGGGAAGCGAUGGGUUCUGUAUCUUAGACCCAUUCCUGAAACCCGAUCCCAUCAGCAAAGGACACCUUUCCAUAAUGGCGACUUGUCUCGACUAUCUGAAUAUUACCGAGCUGGACGCCCUCGUCCAGGCAAGGACUCGAGCAGGUCGACAAGUCCGGUAUCGUCCUACAAAAGGUUUCCCUGAUGUGGCCACAUCCGACAGCACUGAUUCUUCUUGUUUGGGUGCUUCUGCAAUGUAUCAGGGUCGUCUACCCGACAACGCCCCAGCACCAUGUCAAAAGCCAACAUUCGAGACAGGGACGCCAAAUGUCUUCGAGAUGCUCAGAUCGUCUGACCCAUAUCCGAAAAUAGACGUCAUUAAGUGGAUGGCAGAUGAUAUGUCACUUUCUGACGGAUCGGUCCCUCCAAGUGAGCGCUCAUUCCAUUCGUCCACGCAUUUCUCCGAUGCAAGGCGGUCCCAAAUUUUGGAAGCACAUCCCGCGCUACUUUCGUACGCUGCCUUCAGUAUGUUCAGGCAUGCUCGAUGGGUGAAUGUUGAUGUGGUUGACCCGACCUCUAUCGCCAAGCGUCUCCAAGACAAGGCAACGUGGGCUCGUUGGAUAGCACUGAGAGAGGACGUGGCCCAAGACACUACACUCUUUGAGUACGUCCGCGAUCUGUCGAUAUAUUCAUGGCUUCCCUAUAUCACAUCAGGACCAAGAUUUCGUGAAUCUGCUUUUAUCCCCCGAAACCUCUCUCAUCACCCUGGUUAUAAACCACGCAGAAGACCAAUAAGUGUUGCAAGUUUCGGUUCUGCGAGCAGUCAUGACGGACGCUAGUAGUCGAAACCAAGCCAUCUUCGGGUUUACGUCUCUUUUUCCGUAUCAGCAUAACUAUUUGUCGAGUGUACAUUAUGGCUUUAGAAAUGCAAAUUUGUUCCCCACCACCCCGCUAAUCUUCCAAUGUUUGAAUGCUCAAUAUUUGCUUUUAAAAUGGGAUUCAAAAUCAACAGUUGUGCAUAUGGCGACUCGAAAAAUGCUGUAUAAUCGGCGUACGGCAACCCCACCGAUAUUCCUGCCGUAAUUUCCGGCCAUAUC